This is a messenger RNA of Monoraphidium neglectum, 606 nucleotides long. RefSeq lists its product as hypothetical. The record is from RefSeq and is a predicted model, not a curated record. Bases 1 to 606 code for a protein of 201 amino acids. Lineage: Eukaryota; Viridiplantae; Chlorophyta; Chlorophyceae; Sphaeropleales; Selenastraceae. The transcript is spliced from 3 exons.
AUGGGCAGCAACGGGGCCGCCCCCGCGGGCGCCAACGGCUUUGAGCCUGGGGCUUUCGAGAACGGCGGCCAGCAGCAGCAGCAGCAACAGCAGCAGCAGCAGCAGUAUCCGCAGCAGCAGCAGUACGGCUACGACCCGGCAGCUGGUGGCGUCCCGCCGCCCGGGCCGUACGGGUACCCCGGUUACGCCCCACAGAUGACGGGGUACGCCCCGCAGAUGACAGGUUAUGGCUACGCGCCGCAGAUGACGGGCUAUGGCUAUACCCCGCAGAUGACCGGGGCGCCGGGCAGCAUGGCGCUCGUGCCUGUUGGCCCCAUGGGAAUGAACCCCUUCAUGAUGGGCGGCGGCGCCUACGGCGUCCCCCCCUACGGCGCCCCGCCCGCCGCCCCCGCGGCGUCGUCGAACCCCUUCAACCCCUUCAACGAGGGCGGCGCCGGCGCCAGCGCGGGCGGCGCGUUUGUUGGGCAGCGGUUGGAGAACGACCCGCUGAACGAGCUCACCGACGAGCUGCUGGGGGCGCGGCCCAAGCCCAAGGUGUCUGAGGCGGGCCCCCAGCCCAGCCUGCGCGACCUCAAGGCGCAGAGGGUGUCGGGCACAGCGUCGUGA